Paramecium octaurelia is the source of this 1966-nucleotide messenger RNA. Lineage: Eukaryota; Ciliophora; Oligohymenophorea; Peniculida; Parameciidae. The record is from the annotation of a GenBank genome assembly.
UUUUCAAAUCAUUUAUAAAUAUGAGAAAUGUAUUUGUGAUCUUAGCACUUAUGUUUUGUGUUGCCAAUACAAUGGAUAUGGGAGAAGAACUGAUGAAAAGAGAAAUAUUAACAAAAAUAGUUGAAUAUGCUGGCAUAGAAAUGCCUCAUGAGUACUAAUUUAAGAGUUAUGCGUAGGCUACAUUUACUCUGUUUGCCAUGCAAAUUAAUGAUGAAGCAAGUUCAAAAGUUUUCAUCAACAAUUCUCUUAUCGAUAAUUCGUAAAGAAUGGACUUUACUUUGUCCAAAAUUCAAAGAUCCAGCCUUUUGUGAAGGAAUUAAUUAGACAUUUAUUGAUUAAUUCUCUGUGCAUUUUUUCAAGUAUUUUGCUUAUUAACAAUAUAUAGCAAUUACUUGUCCCCUUCAAAUGCAUGCUAGAAUUUAGGUGCUUGCAAAUUGUAGCAAGAAAGAUAAACAGUUCAAGAUUAUAUUAAUGAAGUUAUGCAAGACAAGCUCUCAAAAGAAGAACAAAGGAAAUGGUAAGAGUUGGCUGAAGAAAAUGUAAUAAAUCAAGAAGAUUUUACAGUUGCAUAAUUCGCAGAUCUACAUAUUGAUGUUGAAUAUUCGGUUGGAGCUAAUGCAUUUUGCGGAGCCCCAUUUUGUUGCAGAGAUGAGAAUGGAAAACCAAAGGAUCCAAGUAAAGGAGCUUAAUACUGGGGAACAUAUGCAGAUUGUGAUUUACCAUUUAGAACAGUUUAAGAUCUCAUCAAAUUUACAGGCGAGAAAAUAAAGCCAGAUUUCAUCAUAUGGACAGGAGAUAGUACGUCACAUGACAUCUGGCAUUAAUAAAAAUGGAACCAAACAUUACCUACAAAAAUGAUUACUGAAGAAAUCAAGAAGCAAAUACCAAAUUCCUAAUUGUAUGCAAUAUAUGGAAAUCAUGAAGGUUACCCAGCUGAUCAAUAUGAUAUGAUAGGAGAAGCGACACAAUGGUUAAGAGAUGAAGUUGCUGAUAUGUGGAAAGAAUACCUAUCACAAGAAUCAUACUAUUAAUUAAGAAGAAAUGGCUACUAUUCUUAAGUAGAGGAAUCAAGAAAUCUCAAAUUCAUAGCCUUGAAUUCUUAAACUUGCGAUUUACUCAACUUUCAUUUAAUGGAUGGCAUCACAGAUCCAAGAGGAAUGCUCAAAUGGCUCAUAUCUGAACUCAAAGAUUCAGAAGCCAAACAUUAAUUUGCUGUAAUCUUCGCUCAUAUUCCCCCUGGAGAUACUUUUUGUAAUUCCCAAUGGGCUGAUAGAUUCAGCGUCGUGAUUGAGAGAUUCGAACAUGUAGUUACUGGAAUUUUUUAUGGUAUUAUUAGUUACUAUAAUUUAAGGACAUACUCAUUAAGAUCACGUUUAACAUAUUAGAUCUAAAAUUGAUGGUAGAUACGUUAAGACUUUGUUUAUUGCUCCUUCUGGAACUACAUUUUCAUACUAAAAUCCAUCAUUUAGAGUCUUUUAAUUUAAUGGCAAGAAUGACCAAGUUAAAGAUUAUGUCUAAUACAGAUUAGAUCUAGCAAAAGCAAAUAAAGAUGGACAAAAUGCUAUCUUGAAUUGGGAAGUAGCAUAUCAUUUCUUAGAAUAUUAUGGAUUAGAAAGUGCUUCCUUAGUUCAUGUGUCUACUCUCCCCUAUAGACUAGCUCAUGAUGAUGAUUUAUUGAAGAAGUAUAUCUACAGUUAUUCUACAGGAAGUGAUAUCUUAUAUAAGAAACAUCUUAAGUAAUUCAUUAUAGAUAUCAUAGAAAUCUUAAAAAUUUAUUCCUUAAAAAGAGCACUAAGAGUUUUUUCAUUUGUGGAGCAGAAACUUCAACAUUAGAUGAUUGGUACGAUUGCAUUGGAUUCUUUGAGAAAUUUAAGGAAUCCUCAUUCCUUACUUUUAAAUUAUUAGAAUAGUUUAUUGGUAAGUGGCUUAAAGAAUGAACAAAUCAAUUAUAUUUACAAUAAACAAA